AUGGCCGUGAGCGCAUCUCUUCCUCAUCUCCCUCCGCCGCCACACCCUGCCGGCAUAUUCGCUGACUCUCCCAUCUGCUGCCUCGCAGGUCGUCGAGCUCAAGGUCGGCGUCCACUGCCAGGAUUGCGCCAAGGCGAUCAAGAAGGCCAUCAAGAAGCUCGAGGGUGCUCCGCCAUCCCCCCUCCUCUCUCUCUCUCGCUAUGUAUCUAUCUCUCUCCGCCGUCAGUGGGCUGAUCCUAGGGUUGCGUAGAGAUAGAGACCUACAAAGUGGAGAGGGAGCUGAACAAGGUGACGGUGACGGGGAACGUGACGGUGGAGGAGGUCGCCCGGGCCCUGCGGAGGAUCGGGAAGCAUGCGUCAGACUGGAACGCCGAGAACUAA
Spirodela intermedia is the source of this 381-nucleotide messenger RNA. The record is from the annotation of a GenBank genome assembly. NCBI's taxonomy places the organism in Eukaryota, Viridiplantae, Streptophyta, Magnoliopsida, Alismatales, Araceae.